GCAACUUCUAGAAAAAUCAUUAUCACAUUUAUCAACCCAUUUUCUGCACACAAAAACUCUCACUAAACCGUAAAGAUAAUAGAUCUGAGGAAGAAGAACAAAGAUGUCGUGGCAAACAUAUGUAGAUGAUCACUUGCUGUGUGAGAUUGAAGGUAAUCAUCUCACUUCUGCUGCUAUUAUCGGUCAAGACGGCACCGUUUGGGCCCAAUCUGCCAAUUUCCCUCAGUUCAAGCCAGAAGAAAUAACAGGCAUAAUGAAUGACUUUGCGGAACCUGGAACACUUGCUCCAACUGGUUUAUAUCUUGGGGGAACAAAAUACAUGGUGAUUCAAGGAGAGGCAGGAGCUGUGAUCCGAGGGAAGAAGGGUCCAGGUGGUAUCACCAUUAAAAAGACCAACCAGGCUUUGAUCAUUGGAAUAUAUGAUGAGCCAAUGACUCCUGGGCAGUGCAAUAUGAUUGUUGAAAGGUUGGGUGACUAUCUUGUUGAACAAGGUCUUUAGGCUUUUAUCGUGUAUUAGUAUCCUACAUAAUUGUGGCCGUUAAAGAAGUCAUGCGUGUUGUUUACUGAGGAGAAGUUUGUAACCAUCAACUGCUCUAUCAUUGUAUUUCUUUUUCCUAUGUCCUUACUGAUAAGCUUUUGUAAUUGAGCACUUGGUUGGUUAUAUAUAAUGCAAUGGCUUAAAUUUGGAUUUU
Molecule: messenger RNA, 692 nt
Organism: Lycium barbarum (goji berry)
Lineage: Eukaryota; Viridiplantae; Streptophyta; Magnoliopsida; Solanales; Solanaceae
Product: profilin
Exons: 4
Coding region: 104-499 (131 amino acids)
Cellular component (GO): cell cortex
Molecular function (GO): actin monomer binding
Source: RefSeq, a predicted model, not a curated record